AUGACUCUCCCUGUAGCCUGUCCUCCUUCCUCUGCCUCGUCUGAUCCGCCUACUGUCGCUCAACGCAAGCGACGCAGGAGAGCUCCAGCCAGCGGUGCAUCGGACGAUUGUUUCACUUGUACCAAACGCAACGUAAAAUGCGAUCGAAGAAGACCAUAUUGCUCGCAAUGUCUGGAAAUAGGAAAUGAGUGCUCAGGUUACAAAACUCAAUUGACUUGGGGUGUGGGAGUGGCAAGUCGAGGAAAACUGCGAGGUUUAUCCUUACCCGUUGCAAAAUCCCCUCCUGCUCCAAAAAGUCCACCCAUUACUCGUCCUCGAGCUGCUUCUACCAUUGCGAGAACUUUGGGAAAAAAUGAAGAGGGUGUUCGAAUCAAAUUAGAAAAUGCAGCUUCUUUGCCUGUUAGCCCAUUCAUGACAUAUGAUUUUGUCAACAUGGCACCUCAUGGAAAUGCUUCAACGGCUACCCAAAUGUCAGAUUGGAAUAUUACCGCACCAUCUCACGAAUUCACAAUUCCAAAGUACCAUCCUGAUACACAACAACGGCACAUGCAAAGAUCUUUACCCCCACAACUUCAUCGGAUACAUACGCUUAGUAUCGGAAGACCAGAAGGACUUUCUAGUUCCGUGGACUCUCUGAGUCCAUACCCUGACAGCGAGUAUACAUCACCGAUCAGUCAGUCUUUUCAAAAUGAUGAAGUUCCCUUCCUCAACAGCCCCGCGCCGUUGUACAACAGCUAUUCUUCUAGAAAUACCUCGGUAACAGAUCAAAGUUCGGAUAUUAUGGGAAACUCACGUGGGCCUACAUCAUGUCCAGAUCAAUUUUACGCUCCAUCAGAAAUGAGCUCAAGCAUGAGUUCCCAUCAAAACAUGUAUGACCUGUCAGAGGGACGCCAACCUCAACGAUCUCAUCAAACGUCUUCUUCGGUACAUGAAAUCUUCUAUGACGAUGAAAUGUUAGGCAUUCAAAACUCUCACGAGCCCGAAGUAUUUGCUACAAGCGCCAGGUCUAGUCAUUUUGGUUGGACUUCUAUAAAUGAAGAUGAUGUUGGUUCCCCUACGUCGGAGACAGAUACUUAUGGUCAUAUUACUGGGCAUGAUUCCAUGUCAUCUUCACUUACAUCUGAAAUGUCACCUCGAAUCUCAUUCUUUCUAGAUUACUACGAGAAGAUCAUCUGCCCGUCGGUAGUGGUCAUCGAUAGCCCCUCAAAUCCAUACCGCGAACAUAUUCUCGCUCUAGCAUCCUCAAGUCAAAGUCUUCAACAUGCCAUUUGUGCGCUUGCUGCUUGCAACUUACGCAUGAAACGAAAGCAAUCAUUAGGUCAAGAUCAUUGGCGUCAACCAAUUGAACUCGAACUUCAAGAUCGUAUAAAUGCGGGGUCUAUUGGUAGACCGGUUUGCACUAGAAGAACCUCCACUCAAUCAACAUUAACCGAUUCUUUGAGCACCGACGCAUCGCUCCAAGAAGAAUAUCAACAUCGCUCUCUAGCCGUUUCCCUACUUAAUCAACAAUUGACCGACCCUUCCAAGGCCCGCCACGAUUGUGUUCUCGCGACACUCUUCAUCCUCUGUCAUUACCGAAUGUGUGAAUCUGGUAUUGCUCAAUUCCGUACUCAAUUCGCUGGAGUGAAAAAGAUUCUCGGGAUGCGAGAAUGCGGAACUGAGACCGGUAAUUGGGGAUGGAUGGAAUCUCUCUUCACUUAUUUUGACGGUAUUGCCGCUUCAAUCAAUGAUCGUGAAGCUCAGCUUCGAGGUGGAUACCUUGAAAUGCUAGCUAGCCCAUCUAAUCCCAAUCACGGGCUGGAAAACAUGGCAGGCUGUGAUGCUGUCCUUUUCAAAACGAUCGCCAAGUUGGGACGCCUUAAUCUAUUGUCGCAGCAUCGUCCAGUCAUGAACGAUGCCCUGACCCACCCCCCUCAUCCAAAUCAUAUUCACCAUGCCAAUGGACUUCACAGACCUCGUCUAGCUGGCCAAGCACUUGUCGACUUUUAUAAUCUCCAUUCUCUUUCAUUUGACGGCAAUGGUUUCGCUUCAACAAUGUCUCUUGACGAUGAACCCACUUUUCCUAUGCAAAGUCUCACACCUCUCUCACCCACUUCCUGCUCUCCAACAUCAUCUGUUCCAUCCUUCAUGUCCAGUGAAGAUCCACAAACUACAUUUUGGACCGAAUGGAAAGCCGCUCGCCUAGCCCUUCAAGAGUGGGAGUUCUCUCCUUCUCACAUUGUCUCUUCCCUCCCAGUCACUCCAACUCCCACUCAGCUCCGUGAUUUCGGAUAUAUUUCUGAGGCAUUCCGUUACUCAGCUCUGUUAUACACCGAACGUCUUGCAUGUCCCAAAACGCCAAGCUCGCAUCUCAACUUCCAGAAUUUGGUCAGCCAAGUCUUGUUCUAUGUAACAAGUUUGGAGACCAAUAGUGGAUGUGAGAAGUUCUUGUUGUGGCCCCUUUUCAUAAGCGGGAGUGAGUGUGUCAAUGAAUUGCAACAGAGUAUUGUAAGAAGUAAAUGCAGAGAGAUUAUGGGGAGAUCGGGAUAUCUUAAUAAUUUGGCGGGAUUGGAAGUUUUGGAAAAGUUAUGGGCAGAAGGGAAAGAUGGUAGAGCAUCCCCGGAUACGAUGAGAGGUCAAGGGGGACCUUUCAAAUGGAGUAAGCAUAUGGAGGGGACUGAGGGUGAGUGGAUUAUGGUUUGA
Botrytis fragariae is the source of this 2682-nucleotide messenger RNA. RefSeq names its product putative fungal transcriptional regulatory protein. The transcript is spliced from 2 exons. Gene Ontology annotation, molecular function: DNA-binding transcription factor activity, RNA polymerase II-specific; zinc ion binding. Gene Ontology annotation, biological process: regulation of DNA-templated transcription. Lineage: Eukaryota; Fungi; Ascomycota; Leotiomycetes; Helotiales; Sclerotiniaceae. The record is from RefSeq and is a predicted model, not a curated record. Bases 1 to 2682 code for a protein of 893 amino acids.